GUAGGUCUUAGUUUAGAGGAGCAAGCAGCAACAGGUCCACCUCCUGAAUGGAAGCUUUUGGAGGAUUCUAGCGUAAGACAAAGAACUGAGAUCAAGACAAAGAGACAAUCUGUGUUUCAUGAAAAGAAGCGUUGUUGAAGAAAUUGUGUUGUAUUCACUCUGCAGUCUCAGAGGUGUCCUGGUCAAUCAAGUUCACACUGAUAGGAUAGAGUCAGUAGCCAGAAGCAGCUCUUUGCCAUGGAGGCUAUGCAUGUGCUGGACAACUGGAGAAAGGAUCUUAAUGUGUCGCAGGGAGCUGUGGACAGCUCAGUGGACAUGGACCGCCUGAAUAGGAACAUGCCUGAGUGUGGACGGCAAACCCACCAGGUGUUACAGAGCACUCCUCUGGACCUGAUUGAGAAUGGAAAGGGGCUGAAGUUCCAGGCAGAGCGCCCCCACCUGGUCAGCCUGGGUAGUGGACGACUGAGUACAGCCAUCACCCUGCUGCCUCUGCCUGAGGGCCGGACAACACUAGGUCAUGGUCCCAUGGACAUCAACAUCCAGGGCCCUGGAGUGGCUGCCCAGCACUGCUACAUAGAGAACAGGUCAGGGGUCAUCACGCUGCACCCCUGUGGGAACCUCUGUGCUAUUGACGGGCUCCAGGUCACACAGCCCGUCCGCCUAUCACAAGGCUGUAUGCUGUGUUUUGGCCAGUCAGCCUUCUUCCGCUUCAACCACCCUGAAGAAGCCUACAGGAUGAAGAGCAUGGUGCCCCAGGGAGGAAGUGUCUCCACCAGGGACUACAGACUAUGCCCAGACACGGAGAGCUUCGUCAAUGGGAAUCACCAGGCCAGUCCAGCCCAGUCUCCUCCAGCUCCUGGAGAGAGAGUGCAGUCUGAGCACAGUGCAAUCGUCAGCUCUAUUGAGAAAGACCUGCAGGACAUCAUGGACUCCCUAGUCAUGGAUGACCCCCAGCCUUCUUCCUCGGAGGGCAAAAAGCCUCCCGGAGGCCAACCCAUUCCCCACUCCCCCCUGUCGCCCAUGGUCAAUGGAGGUGGCCGGUAUCUGCUGUCCCCUCCUACCAGCCCAGGGGCCAUGUCCGUGGGGUCCAGCUAUGACAAUACAUCCCCUCCCUUCUCGCCUCUCUCCUCCCCCUCAGCGGCCAGCAGUGGGAGCUUUACAAGCCCGUCUCCUAGUGGAGGACCCCAGGACCAGAGUUCUUCUCUGCCGCCAGUGCCUGUUCGCUCCUCCAGCUACAACUUCACCACCCAGCCUCCGCCUGUACCCCAGCCACGGACCAUACUGCCUAACUUCAGCAGUGGUGGGGUGGGCCACAAGGUUCAGGAAAGCCCCAGGCUGCAGAGGAAGGUUUUAACAGAGGCUCCUCCAAGCCCUAAGCCAAGCCGCAGAGGACUAGGCCAAGAUGGGUCUGAGAGCCCCCGGCAGACUCUUCUGUCCUCUAAUGAAUCUCUCAGCAGUAGAAACAUUGUGCCAAGUAGCCCAAGACUCACUCCCAAAUUCCCUACCUGUCCAUCCCCAUCUCCCUCUAGUCCCAGGACCAAGACAACCACAGUGCUCCAGGAAAGACCUGCCAGCCCUUUCAGGGAGCAGACCAGUCUAGCUGAUAGUGCCCUAACGUCCAGCCCCUCCAGGCAGUUUUCCCAACCCACCAGAGCCUUCCAGCCUCCCUUGGACCCCAUCGUCCACAUCAUCCAAGGAUCGCCGCUUCAGCAGCAUCCACGUUCACUGCAGCCCCCUGAAAGCCCUCGCAUGGUCAGGAGAAACAUGGAGCUGAAUGGCGGCAGUGGAGGGGGCAGCAGUAUGAGAGAGCUGCCACCUCUUAGCCCCUCCAUGGCUCGGAGAGGGGUCCCGGUACUCCCAGGGGCGCUACCAGGGACAAUCCCCACCUUGAGAACUCCAGAAAGCCCCUCAAGUCUGGGCAAGCUUAUCCCAGAGAGUCCCAGGCUCCGACGCAAGACCGGAUCUACAUCCGAGGAGCCGACGUGCAGCAGGGGGAUCCGAGCCCGGAGUCCGUCGCCUACCUCUAUAAUGAUGGAGGGGGGUGGUGGUGGUGCGGGAGUACGGAAGGCGAGCUUUGGGAAUUCCCUGUCACCCGCUUACAGUCUGGGCUCUCUGCCUGGCUCGUCCCCCGUAGCCAGUCCCAGGACCCAAAGGAAGAUGUCCGCAGGGAGACCCCACCCCGGGAUGAGGGAGAGAAAGAACAGCAUCACAGAGAUCAGCGACAACGAGGACGAGCUGCUGGAGUACCACCGACGACAGAGAGAGGAGAGGCUUCGAGAGCAGGAAAUGGAGAGACUGGAGAGACAGCGACUUGAGACCAUCCUAAACCUCUGUGCUGAAUACAACAAAGGAGAGAGCACCGGCCUGGACCCCCUGGGCUCAGGGAGGACAGGUUUCCCCGGGGGACUGGCAGACGGCUCGGGGCGGAGACCGUCCAUGGAGAAUGUCCUAGGAGGGACACCGUCCUCAGCCGCGCUCCGCCUGCUGCAGAGACAGAGAGAGAGCGACGAGGAGAACCUGAAGGAGGAGUGUAGUAGUACAGAGAGCACUCAUCAGGAGGUGAGGACAUCCCCUGCUCUCAGCACAGCAUCAACACUGCACAAUGGAGACAGACAGCACGAGGACUCUUCCAGUUCAGGCAGCGCAGGUCGUCUGGAGCUGGGUUACCUGGAAGACGAGCGGGUUCGCGUUCUCUCUCGAAUCGAUGAGCUGAAAAGCCGGCUGACGGAGCUAGAGCAACAACUCCAGGAGUCCAAGCAAGAGGCGGAGAUGGAGCGUGCCUUGCUGCAGGGCGAGAGGCAGGCGGAGCUCGACCAGAUAGAGGCUGAAACGGACAUCAUCACUCAGCUGCAGCGCAAGCUGGACGAGCUGGAGAGCACCAUCCAGAGGGAGAAAGACAAGGAGAGGGCUAAUGUUGAGGCCGAGCGCCGGGCCCUGCAGAGCCUCCAGGAGGGCUACGCUGAGUUGGAGAACCAGCUUCAUAACUGUCCCGAGUCCCUGCGGGAACAGUUGCAGGAACAGCUCAAAAGGGACGGAGAGGCGCUGGAAACAGGAACCAAAAAGUUUGAGGACUUGGAGUUUCAGCAGCUGGAGAGAGAAAGCAGCCUGGAGGAGGAAAGAGAAACCAUCAGCCAGCAGCUGCUCCAGGAGAGAGCAGAGUACCACAGCAGUGUGGCCAGGAGGAAGGAGAAGGUGUCUUCUCUGGAGAACCAGGCCCACCAGCUUGGACUGCAGGCAUCUCAGGAGUGCGAGCGGCUGGCCAAAGACCGGACCCUCACACUACAAAUGCUCCAAAAGGAGAAGGAGAGGCUGUCGGCCCUGGAGAAGAGAUACCACAGCCUGACGGGUGGAAAGAUCUUCCCCAAGUCCUCUUCUGCAAUGAGAGAAGAAGCGCUCCGUAUCAGCGAGGCUGACCUGUUGUUGGAGGAUGUCCACUCCUCCCAGCAUUCCCUCUGUCGAGCCUCUCCUUCCUACUUACAUCCCUCCCCUCUCUGUCAGUUGUACCCCAGCAGCCCUACGGAGGAGUACAUGAAGCUGUCAGAUGUCUAUAAGAUGUACGGCAGCAGCGGCCUCCAUGAAAACAGCAAGCCCGCUUCUCACAGCCACUCGUUUGCCAUAGAUGCUGCAUUAGCUGGCCCCUGCGAGGAGUAUGUGACAGUGGGCCAGCUAAAUCAGAUGUAUGGGAUGCCAAAGGUGGAGUCGUCCCCUACUUCUCCGCUUCGCCAGCCCCUGCAGUCUGGAGCAGUAGACCCCGCCUUUUCCUGCCUCCCCUAUCCUCACGGCUCCUCCCUCUCUCUUUCUGUGGAGUACCAGUCUGAGGGUAGUAGGCCUCACCUCCCCAAGCUAGAUUUAGAGCAGUGGUACCAGGAGCUGAUGACUGGCUCCAGCCAGCUCUGUCCUUCUCUGCCAGCCAAGUCACUGUCAGGCCGCAGGCCUGUGCUGCAGGUGUUCCGCUCUAAGCUGGACAGUGAUCCAGGCCUCUCUCUUCAUCAACCUAAAUCAUGCUCUGCAUCCCCUCUGCAGCACGGCGCAGCAACACUGGGACGCAACUCAAGCUCAAAGCAGAGCCCCCUGCUGGCGGCCAACAGCACUGGCAGUCUGCCCAGGAACCUUGCUGCAACCCUGCAGGACAUUGAGACCAAGAGACAGCUGGCUCUACAGCAGAAAGGUCAGCAGGUGAUCGAUGAGCAGCGUCGCCGUCUGGCCGAGCUCAAACAGAGAGCAGCGGUGGAGGCUCAGUGUCAGUGGGACGCACUCCACGGCUCUCAGUCCCACCUCAUGACUUCGACCUCCUCAUCGCCCUCCUACUCCCCGAUCAUGGCCUACAGCCCUGCGCUGAGCCACAGCUCUGUAGGCCCCCCCCCUCUGGUUCACCACUCCAUCCUGCACCACCAGCCCCCGUCAGCUGGGGAGCAGCCCUACGACACCCUGAGCCUGGAGAGCUCCGACAGCAUGGACACCAGCGUGUCAACAGGGAACAACUCGGCUUGCUCACCAGAUAACAUGUCCAGUGUUGGAGGAGUGGACUCGCUGAAGAUUGAAGAGAUGGAGAAAAUGCUGAAGGAGGCGCAGCUGGAGAAAGCUAGACUUAUUGAAUCGCGGGAACGAGAGAGCCUGGCUCGGCGUCAGAUGCUGGAGGAGGAAAGGAGGAGGAGGGAGGAUGCGGAGAAACGACUGCAGGAUGAAACUUUCCACCGGCAGCAGCUAGUGGAGAGGGAGGUCAAGAUGAGGUCCAAGAACUUCUCUCAGGCCCGUCCUAUGACUCGCUACCUUCCCAUUCGGAAGGAGGAGUUUGACCUGCGCUGCCAUGUCGAGUCGUCGGGCCACAGCGUGGAGACGUGCUACCACGUCAUCCUCACAGAGAAGAUGUGCAAGGGCUACUUGGUGAAGAUGGGGGGCAAGAUCAAGUCCUGGAAGAAGCGCUGGUUCGUCUUCGACCGCCUGAAAAGGACCUUCUCCUACUAUGUUGACAAACAUGAGACCAAGCUGAAGGGUGUGAUCUACUUCCAGGCAAUAGAAGAGGUCUAUUAUGAUCACCUCCGCAGUGCCACAAAGAAGGGAUUUUUCAACUUGAAUAUGACCAGUAGCCCGAACCCCUCCCUGACCUUCUGCGUUAAGACCCACGACCGGCUCUACUACAUGGUGGCCCCCGCAGCAGAGGCCAUGAGGAUCUGGAUGGACGUGAUCGUCACGGGAGCCGAGGGAUACACGCAGUUUAUGAACUGAGAGAGACAGUGCAGAGAGCGCAGGUGACGAGCAGAUAGUUUCGUCAGGGACUCUCCCAUCACAGACUCUGCAGGUCCUUCCCGUUUCCAGUCCACAGCGGACACAACGCCUUGUUUGUUACUUUUCGUUUUUAAUCUCACACUUUGAUUUUACUAUGUAGAUGUUUUCACCUCCACAUUUUCUACGUGAGUCAGUUUGGAUUGAAAAAGGGAGCCCUUGGAGGACACACAUCUGUACAUAAACCAAAAUGUAUACCUGUCAAAGACUUUUAAAAAGCCUUUCUAUAUUGCCAAAUGGAGAUCUUGUAGUUACUGUUUGUUGAACCUUUUGUAUUAUUUGUUUCCUUUCUUUAUUUUUUUUACUUAUAGAGACAAUUGCCAAAUGACAUAAUGCCAAUGUUUUGUUUGAGUGUUCAUCAUGACUAUGCUCAGUUUAGACAGAAAGAGAAUAAAAUAAUCGUAAUUCAAAGGGUUAAUCAAUUUAGAAAUAUAUUCGAAAGAAUCUUAUUCAAAAUGUAUGAAUGAGAAAAAAAUAGAAAUCAGUCUACAGGGACUGGAGACGAUCUAAGAGUCCAGAGUAACCGUGAAACACAGUAAAACAUUGCACCCAGUCCACAAGUCACUACACCUCAGUGCUGCUCUUAGACUAACUAACUCUAAAUCUACGGCAUAUUAAGGUAUCCUGAGCUACAUACUAGUCAUAUUACUUCACAUAGGCUUACCAAAGUAAUUGGAGGUAUUUUGUUAAGACUUUGACCCACUACAGCUCAGGAGUUCACUCUGCAGUUCGCACUAUGGUUCAACCAAUACAGGGUUUGAAAAGCUGGUACUGAUACUAUUAUUAUGAGCUGCUCAUAAACAUUAUUUUGUGCAGUAGUUAGAAUAUAAAAAAAAUUACGAAAUAAAAACCUCUACUUAACGCAGAAUAAUGAAAUAACUUAAGGAUUAGCACAUUAGUUUGACUUUUUGGGAAAUCCACUUAUUUCCAUCUAGCUGUAUUCUAAACAUGAAGCUAGAGCUAGGAGACGGUUAGCUUAGCAUAAAGACUGGAAGCAGGGGGAAACGGCUAGCCCUGGCUCUAUCCAAAGGUAAAAAUAUCUUCUUACCAGCACUUCUAAAGCUCACUAAUGAAAAUUAUAUAUCUAAUUUGUUUAAUCAGCCAGUGAAUUUUACCAGUGUUUCCAGUCUUUAAAGCUAAGCUAAGCUUACAGGUUCCUGGCUCUAGUUUCAUUCUCUAAGCUCUAGCUGAUUUUUUUUUUGCCAAAGGUUAGAUGAGAAGAUUGAUACCACUCUCAUAUCUGAAUGCUAAAUAUGAAGCUACUGUCAACAGCUGGUUAGUUUAGCUUAGCAUUAAGACUGUGAGACAGCUAGCCUGGGUAUGUUCCAAUACUCACUAAUUCAUAUGUUGUAUCUUGCUUGUGUAAUUGGUAGGUAUCUUUCGACAGAGACAGGCUAGCCUCUUCCCCCUUGCUUCUAGUCUUUAUGCUAGGCUAAGCUAACUGACACCUGACCAUAACUUUAAAUUUAGCAUACAGACAGGAAUAAAGUAAAUAAGCAGGUUUUCCCCAAAUCCCCAUAAUUCUUAAAAAAAAAAAAGUCUUUAUCGGCUUCCAGCCUUUGUGCUAAGCUAGGCUGUACAAGCCAGGCUCAAUAUGCCUUUAAAGAAUUUCCAAAAUUGUAACAAUUUUGUAUGUAAUUAAAAAGUAAGGAGGGAAAUCAGUUGGAGGACACUCACCGGAUGAUAUCCAACACUCAGAAGUUGACUCCCGAAAAGCCCAGUGUAUUGAUCUAACCACAGCUGCCACAUUCUCAGUGUACAUGUAAAUAUGUUGAACAUUAUCUCACUGUCUCUGUACGAUGCCGCCAUGUUGCCAACUCAAGGUGCAAACUGCAUAUCCAUGUGUGCACAGUUACAAAAUAUCAUCUAUUUGCCAAGUAGCCUUUAUGAAUCUUGAUGAUGCGACAACACAGCUGAGAAGCAGCCAUCAUCACUGCCAGCCUAAAGCAGCCACCACUAGAGUGCGCUAUAGAGACCACACAGGAUCAACAAUACGGACUAAUGCAAUUCUCAACUGUGCCUUGACUAUGUGUUGUUGUGGAUCCCGUGUCUGAGUCCAGCAGAGCCUCGCUGGAAGGCUACAAUCGUAUGAACGCAUUUUAAUUAGUUUCUGAGCUGUAAUGCAGUACAGGUUCACAUGAGGGGACGUCUGCCUGUAGCCUCAUUACAGAUACUGAAGGCCCUGAGCACAGUGGGGAUCAGCUAGUUCACUGUCAUUAUUUAAACUCUUAUGUUAUUAAAGGAGCACUCCCCAGUUUUUCAGUUCACUGUUCUCGUAGGCUGAGUAGAGAACAGUUGUAUAACGUCUUCUAAUGUCUUUGUUGAGUGUGUCAUCAUUGAGCUUGGAGACUACAAAUUCAUAACGGAAAGCCUGUGUUAAAAACUGGGGGCAUGGAGGUUGUGUGUUUACCAGUUAGGGAGAGUCUAAUAAAAGACACUGGUUGCAUUAUGGGAAAUUGACUCAUAAGAGUAAAAGUCGAGAUGCCUCAACCACUGCUGCUUCAAUUUGUCUCGGUUCCCCCAAAUUGCGAUACUAAAUAGCUGGAGUGCUCCUUUAAAUUUUAACCAAUCAAAGAUGCAGAAAAAAGCGUGCAUUUAGUGUGUGCAAAAAGAGUGUGAACUCAGACAAAUGUCACCAUUAUUUUUGCACAUUCAGUAGCCGGGUUAACUCAUCACAAGUUCAUCACAACAACUUAGUUUGCCAACAACAAAAAACUGGCUUUAACAUCCAGUUCAGAUUAUACUGUAUGUAAUGCAAGCAUUUUUCACAAUUAUGGGUUCUUAGAUGUAAAAAGAAAUGGCAAUAUGAGACUAUAUACCCUCAGGAAAUUUGGUUAUAAAAUCAAUACUUUCUCCUUUAUUUUUUUACAUUAGUAAUUAUUGAUUGUAGCCGUAUUAUUAAAAAAAUCUGUUUACUCAAUUUUUAAUUUAAUACAACAACUCUGAAUUCCAACAGUGAUAAAAUCUUGACUCCCUGCUUUAAAUCCCCACUGUGAGCAGAGGCUUGCGUGCAUGAGGGUGGAUGAAGAAAUGUACUUCAGCUUUAACAGACUGUAACUGACCAGGCUCGCCUGGUGUCUUUGUCGUCAAGUGUUUAUCAUCACAUUGUGAGUGUAUUGAUUGGCUGUGAACAUGACCAUUUGUAGUUAGCAGAUGCCGGAUGCUGUUGUCAGUUUUGUAGAAGCAGAGUACAAAACUACGCUGUGAUUUUCGGAGCAUGUGGAACUGUUGUUUAGUUUCAUGUGUUGGUACAGUGAUGAUAAUUUAUAGUUGUGGUGCCUGAAAUAGUGACGCGUUUACUUCUUAAAAAAUAAAUUAAAAAAAGACUA
Molecule: messenger RNA, 8612 nt
Organism: Sander lucioperca (pikeperch)
Lineage: Eukaryota; Metazoa; Chordata; Actinopteri; Perciformes; Percidae
Gene: phldb1b
Product: pleckstrin homology-like domain, family B, member 1b
Exons: 26
Coding region: 238-5226 (1662 amino acids)
Biological process (GO): regulation of microtubule cytoskeleton organization
Cellular component (GO): basal cortex
Molecular function (GO): protein binding
Source: RefSeq, a predicted model, not a curated record